Messenger RNA from Ixodes scapularis (black-legged tick), 2059 nucleotides. Its product is annotated as luciferin 4-monooxygenase. The coding region runs from base 1 to 1662 and encodes 553 amino acids. The record is from RefSeq and is a predicted model, not a curated record. Gene Ontology annotation, molecular function: CoA-ligase activity. Lineage: Eukaryota; Metazoa; Arthropoda; Arachnida; Ixodida; Ixodidae. The transcript is spliced from 10 exons.
AUGCUGGAAGGAGAUGAUCCAAAUGCAGACCCUCAGAUAAAAGUACGAAUCGAGAACGGCAUCCUGCAUUCACCUUUUCCAUCCUCGGAUGUACCGACCUGCUCCUUCUACGCACUGGCGAGAGAGUUGCUGAAGAAGUCGCCAGAAAAAUUGAUGCUGGUGGACGAUUCACAAGCUUUGACACGCGCCGAAUGCCUGAUUCGGAUGCAGCGCUACGCUGCUGGGUUUCAAGCUCAUGGCGUCCAACCCGGCGACCACGUUUGUGUGCACUUGGAGGAUAGCGUGGAGAACUACGUGGCCAUGUUCGGAUGUGUCUUCGCCGGAGCAGCGAUCGUCUUGGCAAAAAACUCUCUGACAGAAAGGGAACUCUAUUAUCAAGUUAAGCACGCCGACGUUGUGCACAUCUUGACCGGCCAAAAGUUUGUUCAGAAAGUGUCCAAUGUUCAUGCCAUGGCACCAUUCAAGAGCCUCUUCGUGAUGGGAGAUGCCGCGGGAUUUGUCUCCGCCUCCAACUUUUCUGACCUGAAAGAAUCCGAGUUCAAGGAGAUCCCCGUACAGGACCCGGAGCGCACCCUCUUGGGGCUGGUCUACACGUCGGGCACCACGGGACUCCCCAAGCCCGUGGAAAUCACGCAUUACAACUACGUAGCUUCUUUCUACGCGUCUGCGAAGGCCUUUACUCAUACCGACACAGAAGUGGUCUUGAUAUGGACCUCAAUCGUUCACUCCUCGGGGUUAUGGACUCUCCUCGUGGCACUCGGUGGAGUGAAGUGCGUUAUUUUGCCUACUGGCUUGGGAAUGGACAGAUACGCCGAUGCGAUCGACAAGUUCAAGAUAGCAACCUUCGCCUGCUUUCCCUCGAAAAUCCAAAAGCUGGCGGAAUACGUUCAGUCCACGGGCCGGAAACUGCCCACAGUGCGAAACGUCGUUGUCUCCGGCAGCGCGUUCUCUGAGGAGGCCGCAAAGCUGGUCCUGAGCGUCUUUGGAAGCCUUCGAAGCCUGAGGGUCUUUUACAUGAUGUCAGAAUCAAGGGGUAUCAUCUGCACUUGGCCGAAAGGGCUAAUCUCUUACACCGACGUUGGAUAUCCUGGCCCAUUGUUCGAGAUCAAGAUCAUUGAUCCGAGCAACGGUCACACGCUGGGACCAAACAAGCUUGGCGAGCUCUGCUACCGUUCGCCCUCGGCAUCUAGGGGCUAUUACAAGCAUCCUUUGGAAACUGCACAGUUUAGAGACGGCGACGGAUGGUGUCAGUCCGGGGAUCUGGCCCACUACGAUACAGAUGGCCGAGUUCGACUUGGGGGGAGAAUCAAGGAAAUGAUCAAGUGCCUGGACAACCAGGUGGUUCCAGCAGAACUCGAAGAAUUGCUGCUCGCCUACCACGGCGGAAUCGCCGAGGUGUCCGUGGUGGGCCUGCCCGACCCGGUCUACGGCGAAGCACCGGCCGCCUUUGUCGUGCCCAAGGGAGAUGUCGGAAAGGUUCAUCCAGCGAUGGAGAAAGAGAUCAAAGACAUCAUUGCAGGAACCUGUGCUGAGCACAAGCAUCUCUACGGCGGCGUCUUCUUCGUGGAAGCUCUCCCGAAAACGGACACCGGAAAGGUUCAGAAGAAAGCGCUGGUCGACACCUGGGCCACCGUCGCAUAUGGCAGCCCUCGUAACGGCUAAACGGAUGACUUUCCGAAAAGUGUUUUGCUUUGAACCAGCCAGUGUGAGCUUAGCUGUUGAUUUGUCCUAUCUAGAGUUUACGACUCUGCGUAGGAUCGGUGAAGGACUUGCGUGAAUAAAGAUUCCGGGGGUGUAGUUAAUAAUGAAGUGUUAAACGUUGUUUAUUUUUGUAUCUCUUUUGGAUCGGGAUUUUGUUGUGUUGUGUCAUUUACUUAUUCGGGGUUAUCGCAUGAGAUGAUAUCAAAGUUUGAGAGACGCGAUUCGCCUCAUGAUUCGUUUUCCGUCGUUCUAAUGCUGCAAUCCCAUUGGCCGAGGAGUUUUAAUAAGAUGCAUUGCGACUCGCCACGCCCUGCUCUUCUUAAUCUGCCAGUGGAUGUAGGAAACUCUGUCACCAGUG